AAACAACAAAAGUGGUGAAUGAAAGCAGCACAACGCCACUUUCUAGUUCAAGUUCAGCAGUGAAGCAAUUACAAAAACAAAUGUGAACAACAAAAUGCGAUAAAUCAUAAGAAAAAAGUGCGUUGAAAAGAGCACCGAACACGUGAUGGCAGUGGCGCCAAAACCUGCCUCAACAUUGUGCAGCGACAAGUGGAACGGUGUCGUCGUGAUUAUCGGCAGCCGCAGCGGUGGGCGCGGUGGGCGCUGUGGGUUCGGUUUGUCGGUGACAGUGCGUACAGAGAUGAAAUGCUAUUAUCAGUUAUAAUGAGUGAAAUAUGUAACAAUAACGCUAGCGCUGUUCGGCAGGUAGGUAUGUAGCCGGUGCAGCGCGACACUUUCGCCUUUAACAGUGCCCGAACUCUGCAAAAGUUAACAGCGCACUGCAAAGCGCCGACUGCAAUUAUGUUAUAGCCACGCUUGUUGGAUACUUAUUCGGCAACACAUUCAACAGAAGGUGUUAUCAUUUCACAGCGAAUGGACGUAUACGACGGAGCUGAAAAAAAAGUGCGCACAUUUACCGUUUAUAGGUGAGAGCGUUUAAGUAAAUUUGAAUUUGAAUUUGUUGCUAGAGUAAGUGGAGUUCGAUAUUCAACGUACAAAAAAAUAGAAAAUAUAUUUUGUGAAAACGAACAAUAAAUAUACCAAAAAAAACCUUAAAGACGCUCAAGAGAGUACUAUCAGAAAUAGGAAGGUUGAACAACAAAAGUCAAAGGGGAAAUAAGCACCUCAAAAUAAACGGAGCUGAAAGUAAAAAAGCGUGUACUACUUGUAUGUAGCAAAACAGGCAGUAUAAAUGCAAAGUGUACAAAAAACCGAAUAAUAAAUAAAUAUAAAAUAAAAAUGUAUAACAAAAAACCACUCGAAUAAUAAGCUGCUAUAAGCUUUUGUGCAACAAAAAAAAAAAAAUUAUGGCAUACAAAAAAAUUAAAAAAGCUACCCUUUCAGCUUUUUAAAUCGCUUUUAAAACUGCAGCAUUGCCUGCUUUAAGGCGCACGUUACAAUAAUAAUAAAUACUUAAUAGCUUACGCCCCUCUCAAAAAGCGCUUUAUAAUGCAUUAAGAAUAUUGAGCGUUUAAAGUUACAAAAAUAAAAAAAGUAAACUGUCGCAGCGAAUAACUGUAAGCGGCGAAGUAAAACUUUUGGACAAAGUUAAAGUUUGUGAAGCAUUAAAGAGUUCAGCAGAGCAUGGUAUAAGAGUUGGCGACAGCAGUGAGCAAAAGUGUAGAAGUAUAUAUGAGGCAUAUAGUGACCAGUGGAAAGUGAAAAGUGAAAGAAAAAGUGCGAAAAAGUGAAAGUGAAAAGUGAGAUAAGUGAGUAUCGAAUUAAGGUCAAAGUUCAAAAUGUGGAAAUAAAAUAAAGGAAUAGAAAAAGCAAAGAUUUCUAAAAGUGUCAAAGUGUCUACAGAAAAUGCUUUUGCAAUAUUGCUCAAUAAAUAUCGCCAAAAAUUGAGCAUUGAAAGUUUGCUGUGCUUCAAAACAAAUAUCUAAUACGAAUUCAAUAUCAGCUCAUGAAUGUUGACUUACUUAUUUUAAGCAACAAAUCCAAGUAAACUUCACUGCAAAUCCCUUUUGCCGACACACAAAGCACAUAAGCAUCAAUAGCAAUAAUAAAAGUAAUCCAAAUAAAAUAGCAAGUAAAAUUGUAAGUGAAAAAGACACUGCAUGAUAAACCACUGAUCCUGUGUAUGUUAACUGCUUGUAAACAAGCUUACGGCAUUACGCGGCGCGUCUGCAGAAGCAGCAGCAGUUGCAGUAAAGGACAUUCGGCACGAACAAAUUUAGAAAUUUAGUGUGUCUCGCUUUAAAGAUUCGCCUUUAUUUGCCGAAAACAUAGAAGAUACAUAUCGGCUUGUUAGAAAGGAAGGAAUUUUAAGACCGUACAAUCCAAUGGCUAAGAGAGCAUCAUAAACGCUACAACAAACACAACAACGACAACAACAACAAAUUGUAAUACGCAUGCAAAUAAUGUAAUAAUGUCAACGCUUGCAGCAACAGCGCAAAUGUCAGGAGCCGCAAAGUCAAAGACACUGAAGGGAAAUGUGGCAAGCAAUGCUAUAACGGCGACAACAAUAGCAAAAGCAACAACAACGAUAAUAACAGCAAGGGCAACAAGGGUUACGACAAAAUUAAGCAAUCAAGAUAAUCACAAUGAGUAUGUCGCUGCCAACGCCGCUGAUGCGAAGUAUUUAAGGCACGCAAUGCUGGGAAAUUUUAAUCAACAAAACGAGCAGCGCCCUGCCAGGCUGUUGGGCAACAGCAGCCACAACAGCAGCAAUAACAAUACAAACGAUACAAACAGCUGUUGUGGUGGAAAACAAGGCAAGCAACAACAACAACUGCUGAGUUUAAGCACAGAGAUGAACGAUGUCAACAACAUGCGCGCAACAACAGCAACAACAACGCUGGCUGUAAUGUUUCACGAAAUGAAUGAUGUCACCCGCUGCAAGUGCAUUUUAAGUAACAAUAAUUCAUGCUGCCGCGCUGAUAACUACAUUAAAUGGAAUUAUGGGCGCCAAGUUUUGGCAAGUGAUAAUGAAAGCGCGCCUCACACACACUUGCAACAGCCGCCAGUGCGCUGUUACGCGACGCGCGCCACCAAGGUUUGCACAACGUCCAGAAUGGGCGCAUUAUCAGCGCCGGAAAUUUCAACACUCGUAUCAGCGUUACCCCCGGCGCUUGGUAGUAAGCAGGCUAAAGCCACAACAACAGCAACACACACAAUCGCGCAACAGCCACCAAUAAAGGCACCAACGCUUAUCGCUGAACCGGGUUUAAAGAGUGCAUCCGGCUCAAAAAGCACGAACAUUUUGUGUGUAGCAAGUGACGCGCUUGCUGGGGUUGAUCGCGUGUGCGAACCCAUAAUUUGCAAUAAAAAGCGCCACCUCGUUGCGCGUAGCGGCAAACUUAGAAGAAAGCGUUGCAAGCGCAAACGUCGCUGCCACUGGCCGGCCAACAGCGUCAGAGCGGAAAUGGCUAAAACAAAAGCCGCCGUUCAAACGAGCGCGAUUAGUCGUGCGACAAAAAGCCCAACAACACUCAAUUCAUGCAUAUUGACGUCAUUCCUUUUGAAUUCCACUUUGCUGGCGUUAUGCAAUGCCACAGCCGCUACGGCGCUAUCGGCAGUGGCGGCAACACUCGGUGAUACUAUUAAUAGUUCCAUGAGCGCUGAUCCGUCACCAUCGGCGCCCGCUGCUAACGUUGUUGGGAACGCGUAUGAAAAUGUUAACGCUACUAACGGUAAUGGCAGUCACGGUGGCAGUCAAAUAGCUUUUGCCAAUGGCGGCACUAGUGAUAUUAGUUUUAAUGACAGCGACAAUUUGUCGGAGGAAGAUGAUCGUGAAUAUAUUUUCGACCGCACCGAUGUGCGCAUCAUUUUUAUUACGCUGUAUACUUUGGUGUUUUGUUGCUGCUUUUUUGGAAACCUACUUGUGAUACUGGUUGUAACAUUAUCGCGGCGCUUGCGCUCAAUAACGAAUUUUUUCCUAGCAAACUUGGCUUUAGCGGACUUUUGUGUGGGUCUAUUUUGUGUGAUGCAAAAUUUGUCGAUUUAUCUUAUAGAUAGCUGGGUGUUUGGCGAGUUUCUUUGCCGCAUGUAUCAAUUUGUGCACUCCCUCAGUUACACGGCGUCAAUUUUCAUUCUCGUCGUCAUCUGUAUGGAGCGUUACUUUGCCAUUGUCCAUCCAAUUACGUGUAAGCAGAUCUUAACAGCGACUAGAUUAAGGCUGGCCAUCUUAACCGUCUGGGUUACCUCAGCCGUCUACUCAACGCCCAAAUUCGUGUUUAGCAAAACUAUUAAGAAUAUACACACUGAGGAUGGGCAAGAGGAGGAGAUUUGUGUGUUGGAUCGCAAGAUGUUUAAUUCGAAAUUGCUGGACAUGAUCAAUUUUGGAUUGCUCUACGUAAUACCGUUGCUGGUGAUGACGGUGCUCUAUAGCAAAAUUGCGGUUGCUUUGUGGCGUAGCUCACACGGUCUCUCGCACCAUUUAGUCACACAGCAUCAACAGCAGCAACAACAACAACAGCAGCAGCAACAACAACAAGACGAAAGCAUGAGCUUACAUAACAGCAUGUAUCAUCAUCAACAUUCACAACAUCAUCAUCACAAUCAUCACCAUCAACAUCAUCAUCAACACCAACAACUACAGCAACAACAUAAUCAUCAUAUGUCCUAUAAUCAUCAUACAGCACAAACAACAACGACACUACACAACAUUAGUCAUCAUCCGAAUCAUUUGCAACAGACACACGCGGAGCAACAGUUGCCCGGCGCUGAGCUGACGCAUACAACUGUUGUAGGCGUGGUAGGCAUGGGUAAUCUGAGCAGUUGUGGCGCAGGUGUAGGUGGUGGCAGCGGUAGUGUUGUUGUCACCAAUAUGACGAGCGGUUUGUUGUCACGCAAGCAGAGCAGCAAAUACGAAAAACGCGGCGUCAGCAUUACCGAGAGCCAGGUUUCACUGGACUCCGAACGACCCAUCGUAUCGGCCUGUCGCAAUGGCAGUAAUAACAACGGUAAUGGUAGCAGCGGUGGCAUCAGUGGCGGCAGCAUGAAUAGCACACAUAAAAGUAGUUUUAUGCAACAUCAUCAUCAUACAUCGGCGCAUCCUCAUCCGCACCAGCGCGCGCGCGUCGCUCACAUGUCGCACUCGUCGAAUAAUGUGUUGCGCGCUAGGCGCGGCGUGGUGCGCAUGCUCAUCAUUUUCGUAUUAACAUUUGCACUGUGCAAUUUGCCAUAUCAUGCGCGCAAAAUGUGGCAGUACUGGUCACGUUCAUAUCGCGGUGAUUCGAAUUUCAAUGCGCUACUCACACCGCUCACCUUCCUCGUCACCUAUUUCAAUUCGGGCAUUAAUCCGUUGCUCUACGCCUUUCUAAGCCGCAAUUUUCGCAAAGGCAUGAAGGAGCUGCUAUUGUGUUCUUGGAAGAAGGGCAAAGGCAAAUCAUCGUCAAAUUCAUCGAUGCAUCACAAGCGAGUUGCAUUGCAGGUAACUCACUCGCUACCAACCGACACAACGCAUAUUGGCAACGAACAGCUAUGAUGACCCAUUCGUCGCGUUCGCAUACAACGGCAAGCUUUUGGCACAGCCUCGUAAGCUUUUCACCGAUCGCUGCAUAUACCUACUAGUCAUAUAUAUAUGUAUAUGUAUUUUGUACCUCUGUUGACAAAUAAUUAUUGUAUUGUGGGUUUCAAGGCAAACUCAACUGUUUUUGUUAGUGCUUUGCUUUGCAAUUCUUUAUUUUUUCUACCUUACGAUAUAAGAACUCUUCGAAUUUGAAGUGAAAAUCAAACAAACAGUUGCUGUGCUAUAGCUUUUUCUUGUAAUUAUGCAGAUUUAAGCAACAUUUUUAUCAAUGUGAUGUUUUCGAAGCUUCAGAGGUGAUUAGUGAUAAUGGUUUUUGGCAUAAACUAAAUAUUUGAUAUUUAUGAAAAAUAACAUAGUAUAACUUAAUAGUAUUUUAAAAACAGAUAAUAUAAUUAAAUACUAGUAAAUUAAACUAAAUUACUAGUAAUUAAAUACUAUUAAUUAAUGUAAUUCAGUACUGACAACUAAUGUAAUUAAGUACUAGUAAUUAAGAAUGUAAAUAUUUUUAUGAUUACUCAUAUACAUAUGUAUGAUUAUAAGAGUAUUUAAAUGUAAAUAUAUAUUUUUAAAAACAUAUAUUUGCUUGUAAAUUAGCUUCAGGAUUAAUUUUGCAUUUAGUGUAUAUACAGUUAUAAAGUACGUAAUUAAAUUACGUGAUUAAAUUAGCUAAUUAAUUCUUUUAUUUGGUUAUUUACUUGGAGUUAUUGCUGAUUUCUAUAGUUGAGACAUGCCUUAGCAAAUGUGGAGCAGUAAUAAAAGAUUUAGAGGCAUUUAGAUGUGUUUAUAUUAAUAUGUUAAUUUUUUUUAAUAAACUUUUUUUUUUAAUAUGAAUGAACGAACGCUGAUUGUGAUAUCACUUAAGAAAUACUUAAAACAAAAUACUUAAAAAAUGAAAAAUAAUUAAUAGUUUUUAUACUCAGUUAUUAUUUUAUUGACUUUUUUUCUUUUUAAGGCUUUCGAACUGAAUUUUUCUUAAAUACUUAAAACAAAAUACUUAGUAUAUAAUUUAUUAUAGUAUAUAAUUAAUUAAAAACCUAAUGAAUAGUUAGAAAAUAGAAUAACUAAAAAAAUUAUAUAAAUAAAAUAAUAUAUUGUACUUGAGGUAAAAUAAAUAGUUGAAAUUAAAUAGAAGAAGAUGAAAAUUAAAAAAAAAAUUAGAUUAAAAGAAAUUAAAAUAAAUGAAAUUAAGUUAAAUUAAAUUAAAUUAAUUUGAAAUAAAAUAAAAAAAAAAUUUAAAUAAAAAAAUAACAUAAAAUAAAAUGAAGAAAAAUAAAAUAAAA
Molecule: messenger RNA, 6396 nt
Organism: Bactrocera oleae (olive fruit fly)
Lineage: Eukaryota; Metazoa; Arthropoda; Insecta; Diptera; Tephritidae
Source: RefSeq, a predicted model, not a curated record